This is a messenger RNA of Racocetra persica, 336 nucleotides long. NCBI's taxonomy places the organism in Eukaryota, Fungi, Glomeromycota, Glomeromycetes, Diversisporales, Gigasporaceae. The record is from the annotation of a GenBank genome assembly.
CAAAACUUCGUAUACAUCUAGAACGAAAAAAUCCAUGUAAACCUAGUAAUGCCCAAAAUCCUAUUGUAGCUCCAACACCAUUAUUACAAAAUCCUGCUACAAAUCAAAUUCCAACUCAAACCUAUAUUACAGUAGGUGACUUAAUCCAAUUGGAUGGCACACCUUCUUCACCUAUUCAAAGCUCAGACAAUAUUUCUUCGAAUCUUUCCCAAAAUGAUACAGAAUGGUUUGAUAAUAUGGAAGAUAAAUAUAAUACAAAUACGGAUGAAAAAUGGCCUGAAUUGGGUGGAUCAUUGCUCUAUGAUUAUCCAAAAAGAAAUAUCAUAAAUAUAGAGG